AUGCCAUGGUGGAAUUUAAAUUUAAUUAUAUUUAUUAAAAAAACUACUUUACCAAAUUGUUUGUUCUUUUUCACCAUCCGCCCCUUCCCAUUCUUCGCUUAUCCUCUUCGGCCAGAAACCCCACCUCCAUUCCACCUCAACUCAAAAUCGUUGACGACUCUCAAUCGACGACAAUUGGAGAACCCAACAAAUCCAAUCGACGAGAACCCUGCAAAACCAAUCGAUGAGACCCUGCAACGAGAAAGCAACCUCUGUUGUUUUCCCCGUCGCACCAGCAACUACUCCAUAAGUCAGAAUUCGGAGCUAGCACAUAGCGUGGAGGAUUUUUCAUCUGAAAUCGGCUACGAGAAGCCCAAAAAUCGAACCCCGAGGAACCACGAAUCGCAACUGCGUCUAUUUUUCCUCCUCUUUCCUCGUCAGUGCUUGUCACUGUCGCCGUCCGCAAGUCUUACCCUCUCCUCUGUUGUAGCUUCUGGGUUCGUCCCUAUCCCGCAUGUAUUGUUGGACUCGAGGCAAUUUCUCCAAUUUUUCUUCAGUAGUUGCAGAUCUGGAUUCCCUUCCCGUGAGCCCAUUACCACCGAGCUUUGA
Linum trigynum is the source of this 588-nucleotide messenger RNA. The record is from the annotation of a GenBank genome assembly. Lineage: Eukaryota; Viridiplantae; Streptophyta; Magnoliopsida; Malpighiales; Linaceae.